UAAAUAGUAUUUAAAUACCUUUUUAUGGUAUUGAAUACUAAUGUAUUACUUGCUUACUGGUAUGUUUAAUUUUAACAGUAAAGUUAGUUUAAGUUAGUUUCUAUACUAAGUUAAUACCAAAAUAAUUUAUCUUUCAGGCAUUAAUAAAAGAUUUGGGGAUUUAUUACAAAAUAAGUUUUUAAUUAUUGCAUCAGUGAGUAAUCCUUAUUUUAAAGUGGCAUGGAUUAAAAAUGAUGUAAGAAAGCAAAUGGCUAUGGAUGCAUUUAGAAAUGCUUGUUUACAAAUAUAUGAAAAAGAGUGUGUUUCCAAUACUCAAGAACCUAAUAUUGUAGAAAGUUAUGAUGAACCAUCAUUGGACUUUUUUACGUGGUCUUCUUCAAACAAUAUGAAUGGUAUAGAUUCGGUAGAUAUUGAAAUUAAUCAAUAUUUUAGGACUUCGCCAACAAAAAACUUGGAUUGUUUGCAAUCACUUCCUAUACUUAAAAAAGUAUUUAUUAAAUACAAUACACCUCUCCCCAGCAGUGCUUCGGUUGAAAGGGUAUUUAGUGUAGGAGGAGCUACGUUAACAAAAAAGAGAACAUCCAUUAGUGACAAGCAUUUUGAACAAAUAAUGUUUUUAAAAUGUAAUAAUCAAUGCAAUAAUAAAUAAUAAUAAAAUGAUGA
Molecule: messenger RNA, 663 nt
Organism: Myzus persicae (green peach aphid)
Lineage: Eukaryota; Metazoa; Arthropoda; Insecta; Hemiptera; Aphididae
Exons: 2
Coding region: 248-649 (133 amino acids)
Molecular function (GO): protein dimerization activity
Source: RefSeq, a predicted model, not a curated record